Molecule: messenger RNA, 951 nt
Organism: Mytilus californianus (California mussel)
Lineage: Eukaryota; Metazoa; Mollusca; Bivalvia; Mytilida; Mytilidae
Product: proteasome subunit beta type-4-like
Exons: 7
Coding region: 23-805 (260 amino acids)
Cellular component (GO): proteasome core complex
Source: RefSeq, a predicted model, not a curated record
CGGUAUCCACUUCCGGUAAAAGAUGACUUCGGAGAGUAUGAUGUCUACAGAAUUUUGGAGAAAUGGACCAUCUCCUGGUUCCGUUUACAAUUUUCCAGGACAUAAUGCAACACAAAAUCAAUCACAGAUUGGUGCAGCAAAACGUACACUAGCACCUACUGUAACUGGAACGUCUGUCCUAGGUAUAAAGUUUAAUGGUGGGGUAGUGAUAGCUGCAGACAUGUUAGGAUCAUACGGCUCACUGGCUCGGUACAGGAAUCUCUCUCGUGUAAUGAAGGUUAAUGACAGUACAAUAAUUGGCUGUGGGGGAGAUUAUGCAGAUUUCCAGUAUUUACAGAGUGUUAUUGAACAAAGAGUAAUAGAUGAAGAAUGUUUAAAUGAUGGUUUUGGUUAUACACCAAGAGGACUGUACUCAUGGAUGACCAGAAUUCUAUAUAACAGAAGGUCACAGUUUAAUCCACUUUGGAAUGUGUUCCUUGUUGGAGGAUUACAGGAUGGAGAACCAUUUUUAGGUUAUGUUGACAAGAUAGGUAUAGCUUAUGAAGCACCAACUAUUUGUACUGGUUACGGAGCAUAUAUAGCAAAUCCUUUAUUAAGAGAAGCCUAUGAGAAUAACCCUAACAUGAGUUUAGAGGAAGCACAACAACAGAUAGAAAGAUGUAUGAAGAUAUUAUAUUACAGAGAUGCUAGAUCAAUAAACAAGUUUGAAGUUGCAGUAGUAACAAAAGAUGGUUCUAUAGUAAAACCUCCAGCUCAACCAGAAACUAAUUGGGAAAUAGCUCAUCUAAUUAAGGGUUAUGAAUGAUAAACAUUUUCUCAUCAUCAUUUGAUGGCAAGUUCACAGAGAAUCAACAGAUUCAUUAGAGGACAUUGAAAGUGAACUUCUUACAAGAACUAUUGUUACAGUGCUAUUUGAUUCAUCAUCAUUUGUUAAUAAAAUUAUAAAUAUUC